This is a messenger RNA of Stegastes partitus (bicolor damselfish), 2439 nucleotides long. RefSeq names its product IQ and AAA domain-containing protein 1. The record is from RefSeq and is a predicted model, not a curated record. NCBI's taxonomy places the organism in Eukaryota, Metazoa, Chordata, Actinopteri, Pomacentridae. The transcript has 18 exons. The coding region runs from base 1 to 2439 and encodes 812 amino acids. Gene Ontology annotation, molecular function: ATP hydrolysis activity; protein binding; ATP binding.
AUGUUCAACCAGCUGUGGGCAGAUGCUCAGCUGGAGCUGAGCCGCCUGCUGGCCGAGGAGCUUCCUGCUGAGCCUCUUCGUCCAGAGAAGGACCGCGUCGUGUUCUUCCAGCGUCUGGCCACGCUCUACGUGCGCUACGUCCGAACCCUCCGGCAGCUGCAGGAGGCCUACGACCUGAUGGUCCAUCCUCAGAAGAGGCGGCUCAUCCGGCGCGUCCUGGACAGUGUGGUGGGGAGAGUGUUGGAGCUGAAGAACGAGAUGGUGGAAAAGGAGUUCUCAGAGUACCACUACAUGGAUGACGUCCUCCAUGACCUGAAGCUCUCUCCUGCCGAGCUGGAGAUCCCCAUCCCUCGAUAUUUCCUCAGUGAACGCAGCAAAGAAGUCCAACAACGAAAGACGAUGGUGGCGGAUCUCCUGGACCUGGUGGAGGUGGCUGAAAGCCCUGAGCCUCUAAUGAGUCCGGAGGAGGCCAUUAGGCUCAUCCAGCUGGCUGAGAGAGCUCGGCAAGGACGCCUGAGGGCAAAGCUGAACGCCGAAUUGAGAAGUGAACUGCUGGACACGACUAAAGCCCCCGGACCAGCUGAUACCGAGUUGGCUGCCAUCUGCAUUCAGAAGGUGUGGAGGGGCUACAUAGCGAGGAAGAGGACGAAGGCUGAACGAGAAGAGGAGAUGAUUUUUCUAGGAAUGCUUAUGGAUCCAAAACACCAGUUGCCGACCUCUGCAGAAAUCACUGCCCAGGCCAAUGAAGCUUGCACACGAGCUAAACAGGAAGAGUACGAGGAAGCUUACCAGAAGUCUAUGGAGGAUGUCACAAAGCAACUACGAGAUAUGGAGGGCCACGACAUGAGCAAAACCAUGAAAGAUCAAAUUCGGCAGUGGUUCAUUGAAUGCCGCAAUGCUACAGGAGUGUUUCCAGACUACCCAGACGAAGAGGACGGAGGCUCGGCCCUUAUUUUUGCUGAAAAACGUCCUCAGCAGUUAAUGGAAGAACUUGCUGCAAAAGAAGAAACAACAAACAACAAACCUAAAUGGAAAGAGGACAAGAAGGAGAAAGGGAAGGACAAGGGAAAGGAUGAUAAGGAAGAGGCGGCCGGCUUGAAAAUGAUGCCAUCUGCUUUUCUGUCAGAUUUACAGGAGCAACACAAAACAUUUGUCGAUUUUUGGCAAACCCGCGAUGAGUCUGAAAACUUCAGCCAGAGGCACGAGGUGGAGCUGGUCAAGGAGGAGAUGAGGAAAGUCAUGAAGGCAGAGAUCCAGAUGCAGGUGGAUGAGCAGAUGAGACAAGAGCUGGCUGAAAGGAAGGUGUCUGUGGAUAAAGACAAAGGUGCUAAAGCAAAAGCAAAAGCAAAGAAGAAAGCAUCUAAGAGUGGAAAGAAGAAGAAAAAAGAGAACGAUCUGACAGCUGACAGGACGCUGGAGUCUCUGUGUCAGGAGCUGGUGGAGCAGGGUUUACUGAAGCAGGCCCACCAUGUCAGACUGCACCAUUACUUGGGUGACUACAGCUAUCUUGGAACCACACUGAGGCAGAACGACAUCGAGCCGAUGCCAUCAUUAGCAGAUGUGCGACAAGUCCUGUCUCUGUAUGCAGUGCUACCGCUGGGCUCUCAGCUGGUGCACGAGAAGGCUCCUCUGAUAAAGGCCAUGCUGCUGGCCGGGCCUUCAGGUGUCGGGAAGAAGAUGCUGGUUCAUGCAGUUUGUCAGGAGACGGGAUCCACCAUGUUUGAUCUGUCGCCUCUGAACACAGCAGGAAAGUAUCCAGGAAAGAGUGGCGUGGCCAUGAUGCUGCACCUGGUGUUCAAGGUUGCAAGACUGCUGCAGCCUUCGGUGAUAUGGAUCGACGACGCAGAGAAAAUGUUCUACAAGAAGGUUCCCAAGGAAGAAAAAGAGCUGGAUCCGAAGCGACUGCAGAAAGAUUUGCUGAAGUCUCUCAAACUGAUCAAAGCAGAGGAUCGUGUUCUGAUAAUGGGAACAACUAAAGACCCGCUCAGCACCGAUAUGAAGUCGCUGUGCAAAAUGUACAGCAAAAUCAUCCUGAUCCCCAGACCGGACUACGGCUCCAGAUACAUCUUGUGGAAGCAGCUGAUCAAGAAGCAGGGCGGUGAGGUGACCAAGGCCUUGGACCUCAGCUCUCUGGCGAAGAUCACCGACGGCUACACUCCAGGUCACAUGGUGAAGGCGAUCCACAGUGUCGUCACCAAGUGGCGCAUUCUGGUGCAACCCGACCGUCCGCUGACUGCUGCUGAGUUCAUUCCUCCAUUAGCCAAGACUGACCCAGUGUUCCAGGAAGAGGAAGAAGCCCUGAAGAACUGGUACGCCAAGACGCCGCUGGGAAAGAAGAGAAUGAAAGCUGCCGCAGGAAAAGAAGAAGAGGAGGCAGCGGGGAAAGGGAAAGCGGUGAAGAACAAGAAGACGAACAAGAAGAAGAAAGGGAAACAGUAA